AUCUUAAAAGGAGAUCUAGAAAUGAAAAGGCAAAUGAUGGGUAAGCUGAAGUCACUCAGCCGAGAGCUCCUUAUAGCUGUGAAAAAUAAAGCAGUGGCUCAAAAGCUUGAAAGUCGUCUCGAAAAUGUUGCCCAGCGCUGGGAUAACCUUGUGCAGAAGGUGGAGAGCAAUUCGAAACAGAUUUCACAGGCUGCCACUACCACUCAGACAUCACUAACAGAGACAACUGUAAUGGAAACUGUAACUAUGGUGACCACAAGAGAACAAAUCCUGGUUAAGCAUGCUAAAGAGGAACUCCCACCACCUCCACCCCACAAAAAGAGGCAACUCCUUGUGGAUUCAGAAAUUAGGAAGAGGUUUGACUCGGAUACAACAGAGCUCCAUAGCUGGAUGACCCGCUCAGAAGCAGUGCUUCAGAGUCCCGAGUUUGCAAUAUAUCGAAAGGAAGGCAAUCUCUCAGAUCUCAGAGAAAGAGUCAAUGCCAUCCAGCGAGAAAAGCCUGAGAAGUACAGAAAACUGCAAGAUGCCAGCAGAUCAGCUGAGGCCCUGGUGGAACAGAUGGUGAAUGAGGGUCUGAAUGCUGACAACAUUAGACAAGCCUCAGAGCAGCUGAAGAGCCGCUGGAUUGAGUUCUGUCAGUUGCUGAGUGAAAGACUGGCAUGGCUGGAGUACCAAAAUAACAUCAUUGACUUCUACUCCCAGCUGCAGCAACUGGAGCAGACAGCAAUUAUUGCAGAAAACUGGCUGAAAGCACAACCCACACCAGCAACAGAUCCUGCCACAGUAAAAACUCAGUUGGAAAAAUGCAAGGACGAAAUCAUCCGAAUGUCAACCCUUCAGCCUCAAAUUGAACGGUUAAAGGCUCAAAGUCAAGCGCUCAGAGAGAAAGAACAAGGGCCAGUGUUUCUGGAUGUUGACCUUGCUGCUUUUACCAGCCAUUUCAAACAAAUUCUUGCUGACAUGCAGGCCAGAGAAAAGCAGCUACAGACCAUUUUUGACAGUUUGCCUCCUGCACACUACAAAGAGACAAUGAACACUGUACUUGUGUGGAUCCAGCAGUCAGAAACUAAACUCUCCGUGCCUCAGGUUGCAGUUGCUGAAUAUGAAAUCAUGGAGCAGAGACUCAGGGAGCUCAAGGCCCUACAAAGUUCUCUGCAAGAGCAGCAAAAAGGCCUGAACUAUCUCAGCACAACUGUGGAAGACAUGUCCAGGAAAGCCCCUGCAGAAGUCAGCCAAAGAUAUCGAUCGGAAAUUGAGGUGAUCCUUGGCCGCUGGAAGAAAUUAUCAGCGCAGCUGGUGGAACAUUGCCAGAAACUUGAGGAGCUUAUGACCAAACUCCAGCGAUUCCAGAAUGACACUAAAACACUGAAGAAGUGGAUGGCUGAAGUGGAUGUUUUUCUGAAGGAAGAGUGGCCUGCCCUUGGUGAUUCAGAAGCACUAGAAAAGCAACUUGAGCAAUGUACAGCUUUAGUAAAUGAUAUCCAGACAAUCCAGCCCAGUUUGAACAGUGUUAAUGAGGUUGGGAAGAAAAUGAAGAGUGAAGCAGAGCCAGAAUUUGCUUCCAGAAUAGAGACAGAACUAAAGGAUCUCAAUGUUCAAUGGGAACACAUUUGCCAACAGGCCUAUGCUAAAAAGGCAGCAUUAAAAGGUGGUUUGGAUAAGACUGUGAGUCUCAGAAAAGAUUUGUCGGAGAUGCACGAAUGGAUAACACAAGCUGAGGAAGAAUAUCUGGAAAGAGAUUUUGAGUAUAAAACACCUGAUGAAUUACAGAGAGCUGUUGAGGAACUGAAGAGGGCAAAGGAAGAAGCCAUGCAGAAAGAAGUGAAAGUGAAGCUUAUUACUGAUUCUGUGAAUAAUUUCAUAGCAAAGGCUCCACCUGCAGCUCAUGAGGCUUUGAAAAAGGAGCUUGAUGUUCUAAUUACCAGCUACCAGCGACUCUGCAGCAGACUGAAUGGAAAGUGCAAAACUUUGGAGGAGGUAUGGGCAUGUUGGCGUGAAUUAUUGUCUUAUUUGGAUGCAGAAAAUAAAUGGUUGAAUGAGAUUGAACUGAAACUCAAGGCAACUGAAAAUAUCCAGGGAGGUGCAGAAGAGAUUUCUGAGUCUCUAGAUUCUUUGGAACGUUUAAUGAGACAUCCAGAAGAUAAUCGCAAUCAGAUUCGGGAAUUGGCUCAGACUUUAACUGAUGGUGGAAUCUUGGAUGAAUUGAUCAAUGAGAAACUUGAGAAGUUCAAUACUCGAUGGGAAGAACUUCAUGGAAGUGAAAACACUACAAUAAAAUUUAAGGAAGGGUCCUCAGCUGUUCUGAGCUUAAACUUGAAGGUUGGGGAGGCUGUGAGAAGACAAAAAAGUCUUGAACAGAGUAUUCAGUCUGCCCAGGAGACUGACAAAACCCUCCGCUUAAUCCAAGAGUCUCUUGCUGCUAUUGACAAACAGCUAACAACCUACAUAGCAGACAGAGUUGAUGCUGCACAGGUCCCUCAGGAAGCACAGAAAAUACAAUCUGAAUUAACAAGCCAUGAGGUUAGUUUGGAAGAAAUGAAGAAAAGAAACCGGGGUAAAGAUGCUGCCAAAAGAGUCCUUUCCCAAAUUGAUGUGGCACAGAAAAAGCUGCAGGAUGUCUCCAUGAAAUUUCGCUUGUUUCAGAAGCCAGCCAACUUUGAACAGCGCCUACAAGAAUGUAAAAGAAUUUUAGAUGAAGUGAAAUUGCAGGUGCCCAAGUUGGAGAUGAAGAGUGUUGAGCAGGAAGUAGUACAGUCACAGCUGGAUCAUUGCAUGAAAUUAUAUAAAAGCCUGAGUGAGGUGAAGUCUGAAGUGGAAACAGUGAUAAAAACUGGGAGGCAGAUUGUUCAAAAGCAGCAAACAGAGAACCCGAAAGAACUGGAUGAAAGACUUACAGCUUUGAAGUUGCAAUAUAAUGAAUUGGGUGCAAAGGUGACAGAAAAGAAGCAAGAGUUAGAGAAAUGCUUGAAAUUGUCCCGGAAGCUACGAAAAGAAAUUAAUGCUAUGACAGAGUGGCUUGCAGCGACAGAUGCAGAAUUGACAAAGAGAUCAGCUGUGCAGGGGAUGCCUAGCAAUUUGGAUGCUGAAAUUGCCUGGGGCAAGGCAACGCAGAAGGAGAUUGAGAAACGCCAGGUCCAUCUUAAGAGCAUCAGUGAUUUAGGAGAGAAUUUGAAGACAGUGCUGAAAGGAAAGGAGAGCCUGGUGGAGGAUAAACUCAGCCUCCUGAACAGUAAUUGGAUAGCAGUAACUUCACGUGCUGAGGAAUGGUUCAAUCUGUUACUGGAAUAUCAAAAGCACAUGGAGGCUUUUGAUCAGAAUGUAGCUAAUGUCACAACUUGGAUGUAUCGUGCUGAAAUACUGUUGGAUGAAUCUGAUAAACAAAAGCCCCAGCAAAAAGAGGAAAUUCUUAAGCGCUUAAAGGCUGAGCUGAGUGAUAUGCAUCCAAAGGUGGACUCUGUGCGUGACCAGGCAGUAGACUUGAUGACAAACCACGGAGAUCACUGCAGGAAAAUAAUAGAGCCUAAACUGUCAGAGCUCAACCAGCGAUUUGCAACUAUAUCGCAAAGAAUUAAGAGUGGAAAGCCCUUCAUUCCUUUGAAGGAAUUGGAGCAAUUUGACUUCGAUAUACAAAAAUUGCUUGAACCACUGGAGGUUGAAAUUCAGCAGGGGGUGAAUCUGAAAGAGGAGGACUUCAAUAAAGAUAUGAGAGAAGACGAUGAGAGCACAGUGAAAGAAUUGCUGCAAAGGGGCGACACGCUUCAAAAGAGAAUCACAGAUGAGAGAAAACGGGAGGAAAUAAAGAUAAAACAGCAGCUGUUGCAGACUAAACAUAAUGCUCUCAAGGACUUGAGAUCUCAAAGAAGAAAAAAGGCUUUAGAGAUUUCUCAUCAAUGGUAUCAGUACAAGAGGCAGGCUGAUGACCUAAUGACAUGGCUGGAUGACAUUGAGAAAAAGUUAGCCAGUCUACCAGACCACAAAGAUGAGCAGAAACUAAAGGAGAUUGAUGGAGAAUUGGAGAAGAAGAAGGAAGAUCUGAAUGCGGUGCACAGGCAGGCUGAACGCUUGUCUAAGGAUGGGGCUGCAAAAGCAGUGGAGCCAACCCUGAUACAGCUCAGCAAGCGCUGGCAAGAUUUUGAGAGCAAAUUUGCUCAGUUUCGAAGACUCAACUAUGCAGAAAUUAUUACUAUGGUUUAUAUUAAACUUGAUGGAUGUAAUCAGUUGCAAAUCGUUUAUAUUGGCAUGGAGCUAGAGCAGGCUUCUCGUUGCCUUGUAAAUGAGUCUUUUCUUAUAAUGAAUAUAUUUGUUCCUUUG
This is a messenger RNA of Pelecanus crispus (Dalmatian pelican), 4311 nucleotides long. The record is from RefSeq and is a predicted model, not a curated record. NCBI's taxonomy places the organism in Eukaryota, Metazoa, Chordata, Aves, Pelecaniformes, Pelecanidae.